This is a messenger RNA of Aureobasidium melanogenum CBS 110374, 1977 nucleotides long. RefSeq names its product signal recognition particle protein. Gene Ontology annotation, cellular component: signal recognition particle, endoplasmic reticulum targeting. The record is from RefSeq and is a predicted model, not a curated record. The coding region runs from base 1 to 1977 and encodes 658 amino acids. Gene Ontology annotation, molecular function: 7S RNA binding; ribosome binding; protein binding. Gene Ontology annotation, biological process: SRP-dependent cotranslational protein targeting to membrane. NCBI's taxonomy places the organism in Eukaryota, Fungi, Ascomycota, Dothideomycetes, Dothideales, Saccotheciaceae. The transcript has 3 exons.
AUGGCAGCAACAUUAGCCUCGCUGCUGGGUCAGGCCUCCAUCACCGACCAUGAUCAAGUCCUCAGCGCAUGCGAAACCACCCUCGCCAAAUCCAAGAACGACCUCCAAGCGCUACAAGUCAAGAUUGUCGCUCUUUUGAACUUGGACCGCUUUCAAGAUGCCAUUGCUACUGUUGAGGCUGGUGGGGAGGAGAUCAAGCAAAAGGCGCGACUGGAGUAUGCGUAUGCGCUGUACAAGAACGGUCAACCCGCAAAGGCUGCAGAAGUCGCAAGACAGGACAGCAACGAGUCGGACAGAGGAUUGAGACAUGUCGAAGCCCAGGCUAGUUACAGACACCAGGACUUUGAACGGGCAGCCGAGCUAUACCGCAAGCUUUCGACACAAAGAGGAUCCGUCGAUAAUGAAGACAUGGAUCUGCGCAUCAACACAGGCGCCACAUAUGCACAACUGGAGUGGGCUGGUCGUGCAUCUGCAGACGCGCCGCAGAAGCCUUCAAGAGAAGACAUGGAAGCCUUCGAGACUGCCUACAAUGCUGCUUGCCAAAGCAUUGCGCGUGAUGAGCUGGGACAGGCUGAGGUUCUGUUGAGAAGAGCAAAGGAAUUGUGCGAGGCUUCUGAGAUGGACCAGGAAGAGAAGGACGCCGAGAUUGUGCCCAUUUCCAUUCAGCAGCUCUACGUCUUGAUCCGUCAGGGCAGGCUAGACGAUGCACAGGCUCUUGCUGCCACCAUCGACUCCAAAGAUGUCCACGCCUUCCACGACUCGUCCACUCAGUUCAUCGCUCAGACAAACACAGCUGCCACUUCGACAGAAACCACAAACCCCUACCUCACCCACCGCACUCUGUACAAGACUCCCUCAACCAUCCUCCCCGACAAGCCAUUCACCUACCAAAGCGCUGCCAUCCAAAGAAACAACUACACUCUCGACCUCCUUGCCCGUAAAUACGACGGCAUCAUCAGAUCAACCACAUCUCUCGCUCAAACACCCACCCUCGACUCUGCCACCGUAUCUCUAUCUGCCUUUGGUGCCGCCGCCCACGCUCGCAACCAAGCUGGAAAGGAAGCCCUGAAGUCUGUCCUGCCAGUCUUGGAACGCAGACCUAACGACAUUGGUCUGCUUCUUGUGUGCAUGCAACUCUACAUCCACGCCUCCAACCCCGCCGCCGCAAUUUCCCUGCUCGAAAACUUCUUUGCUCGUUUGUCUUCAUCUUCAGAAGCUUCCGCACAAGAUGUGCGUUAUGCUCCUGGUUUGAUCGGUGUUUUGGUAUCUCUUUACACCUCUCGCGGUCAGCAAAGCCAUGCUCGUUCAGAGUUGGCAAAGGCAGCAAGAUACUGGCGUCAACAUUCCAACCCACCCAUCUCGUCACGAGCACUGGGCCAUUUGUACAAAUCUGCUGGUGCCGCAUUGCUCGAGAGCUCUGUACCCGCGGACCAGCAACUCGCCGCUGAGCUGUUUACUUUCUUGCACGAGAAGGAUUCUUCCGACCGUUACGCGUCCGCCGGUCUUGUCGCCGCUCUCGCACGCGCAAACCCUUCAGCCAUCGAUGCUGAAAAGCUAUCAGCUCUGACACCGCUAGACCGUCUGGUCAGUGGCAUCGACAUCUCCGCCCUCGAAUUCGCCGGUGUAGCAAAAUCUACCCCUAUCACCGCUACCACCUCCCAAAAGCGCUCAGCACCUUCUGAUUCCGUACCAGCCACAAAACCCAAAUCCAAGAAACUGAAAAAGAGCAAAACACCCAAAGACUUUGAUCCCGCCAAGAAAUUGGAUCCAGAGAGAUGGCUUCCUAUCAAAGAUAGAAGCUCUUACAGACCUAAAGGCAAGAAAGCGAAGGCUAGACAGGCUAUGUUUAUGCAAGGAGGAGCUGUUGCUGAAGAUAGUGGCGCAGGCAGUGGGGCUAGUACGCCUGCUGCUCAGGUUGUGGAGGGCAAGAGUACGAACAAGAAGAGUAAGAAGAAGGGGAAGGGUGGGAAGUGGUAG